UGAACUUGAUUCGAAUAUUAAUGUCAAAAACGAAGACCCUGAUUCGAUUGCUGAAGAUGAAGAUGAUGAUAAAGAAUCUGCUAAUGGUAUUUCAGCUCCUUGGGAUGAUACGAUAUGGAAAUUUCUUCUAUUAUAA
Messenger RNA from Racocetra persica, 136 nucleotides. NCBI's taxonomy places the organism in Eukaryota, Fungi, Glomeromycota, Glomeromycetes, Diversisporales, Gigasporaceae. The record is from the annotation of a GenBank genome assembly.